CUCACAGAGAUCCACCUGUCUCUGCCUCCUGAGUGCUGAGAUUAAAGGCCUGUGCCACCAUGCCAGGCUUGUAUGCUCUUUCUUAUUGGUCCCUUUCCAUUCCUAGUCUGUUAGAGGGGCCAACUCUGGCUUAGUUCUGCUUCAGGACUCCUGGUUAGACAACAUUUGGGGAGCAGGUAGACUGGCUGACAGAGUAGCUCUGCACCUGCAUUGUUGAACAGUCUACUUACCACAGGUCAGUGUGUACAGGUCAGGCUGUAACAGGAGCAGCUGUGGCCUGGUAGACCUCAAAUUCCUGAGGUGUCCUAUCCCCUUUCUUCCUAAUAGUCCAUAUUCCCAGUGGCUUCUUUUUGUGACUGACUCUCCUCUUGGGACCCACAAACUCUUAAUUCUCCUACUCUCUAUACAUACUCACUCAGAGACAUCAUAGAUCAGCUGGGAAAUGUAAAACAGGAUAUGAGGUGGGGGGAAAAGGGAAGGACAGAUGCUUCUUUCCUUAAGACUGCCCUGCUCUGCCCAGCACCCUUUCUUCCCAGCUUAGCCUGCCCUGAAAGGCUCUGCACAGGAUUCCUGACACCUCCCCAUCCAUGGCACAGACCCACUAUGAAGCUGGGUGCCAUAUGCUCACAAUGUCAUCUCUGACCUUAUGGUGUGGCCACUUUCAGCCCCAGAAUUGGGCUGUGGUCUAAGAUAUGGAGAGAAAGCACUAGCAGGAAAAUAUAAAAUAAAAGCGCUUUUGCCAUUAGGAAAAUGGGAGAAAUGAGUCAGCUGGGGUUGGACAUGGUGGGUGUGAAAAUAAGGAUUGUGUAUUUGAGGCUAGAAUUUGGGGAGGGGCUUAUAAGUGCAGAAAUAGGAAGCUGGAGGAACAGAAAAGGAGAGAGGGAGCGGGGGAAUGUGUGUGUGGUAGCUGUGCCAACAAGAGGGGAUCUAGAGGCCAAGCAGGGUCUGGCUCGGCAAUAGGAAGCAAGUCCGGUUUUUCCCCAGGGAUUCCCAGGGACAAACCAGACAGACUUCAGGACCGACAGUCCAGCUCCCUGUGCACAGCAGAAGCAAAACACUGCUUUGGGUCUGAGCCGCACGGCAGAAGCAAAACACGGCUUUGGGUCUGAGAUGCGGUGCCUCUGGCGGGUUCAGGAAACCCAAAAGCCGGAAGUCUCGGUCAGAGACUGUACUUGCAGGCCGGGAGUCUGAGGCCUCUUUAAGAAGGGGCGGGAAUCCUCAGCUGGCGGAAGUGAGGUCGGGAGAGCAACGGAAGCCGGAAGCUGCGGCCUGAGCUGCAUGUGGGGCGAUGUCUGCUAGCGGGGCUGUGGAGCCGGGGCCCCCCGGGGCUGCCGUAGCCUCGUCGCCCGCCGAGGCCCCGCCGUCCACCGCGGGGCCCUUGUUCCGGCCCAUCAGCGCCGAGGACGAGGAGCAACAGCCCACCGAGAUCGAGUCACUGUGCAUGAACUGUUACCGCAACGGCACCACGCGCCUCCUGCUCACCAAGAUCCCUUUCUUUAGAGAAAUAAUAGUGAGCUCUUUUUCUUGCGAGCACUGUGGCUGGAGCAACACGGAGAUCCAGUCGGCAGGCAAGAUCCAGGACCAGGGAGUACGCUACACUUUGACCGUCAGGGCCCAGGAGGACAUGAACAGAGAAGUGGUCAAGACUGACUCUGCAACCACAAAGAUCCCAGAGCUGGAUUUUGAAAUUCCAGCUUUCAGCCAGAAGGGAGCUCUGACCACUGUUGAAGGAUUGAUCAACCGUGCAAUCUCUGGCCUGGAGCAGGACCAGCCCACUAGAAGGGCAGUUGAAGAUGCCACAGCUGAAAGAAUUGAUGAGUUCAUUGGCAAACUGAAGGAGCUUAAGCGAGUGCCUUCUUCUUUCACCCUGAUCAUUGAUGAUCCCUCCGGAAAUAGCUUUGUAGAAAACCCACAUGCUCCCCAGAAAGAUGAUGCCUUGGUGAUCACACAUUACAACCGAACCCUACAGCAGGCCGAGAUGCUGGGGCUCCAGGCAGAAGCACCAGAAGAGAAGCUGGAAGAGGAAGAUCUCAGAAAUGAAGUGCUCCAGUUCAACACAAACUGCCCUGAGUGCAAUGCCCCGGCUCAGACCAACAUGAAGCUAGUCCAAAUCCCCCACUUUAAAGAGGUUAUCAUCAUGGCCACCAACUGCGAGAACUGUGGGCAUCGGACCAAUGAGGUGAAAUCUGGAGGAGCAGUAGAGCCCUUGGGCACCAGGAUCACCCUCCACAUCACAGACCCAUCAGACAUGACCAGGGACCUCCUUAAGUCUGAAACUUGUAGUGUGGAAAUCCCAGAGCUGGAGUUUGAACUGGGAAUGGCUGUCCUCGGGGGCAAGUUCACCACUCUGGAGGGGCUGCUGAAAGACAUCCGAGAAUUGGUAACCAAGAAUCCAUUCACACUGGGUGACAGUUCCAGUCCUAACCAGUCCAAGAAACUGCAGGAGUUUAGCCAGAAGUUGGAUCAGAUCAUUGAUGGGAAAAUGAAGGCCCACUUUAUUAUGAAUGAUCCAGCAGGAAACAGUUAUUUACAGAACGUGUAUGCCCCUGAAGAUGAUCCGGAGAUGAAGGUGCAGCGGUACAAGCGCACCUUUGACCAAAAUGAAGAACUUGGGCUCAAUGACAUGAAGACGGAGGGCUAUGAGGCAGGCCUGGGCCCACAGCGGUAGCAGUGGACAGCUCAUAGGCCAACACCAGUUCUGCCUGUACUGCAGGGUUAUUUAUGACUGUUGGGAUAAGCUGUGUAUGUCCUCUCCAAGGCCUUGCCCAUGGUGAGGCAGACACCUACUCGAGCCAGAGAUCUAGGCACAGGAUAUAAACAGCUGUGUGCACGUGCAAGCCUGUUGUGUAUUGAACUUCUUUUGGAGGUUUGGAAUCGGCCUGAGAAGAAACCCAGAAACAAACCAUGGGAUAUGCCAUCACUUUUUUCCUGUCAGCUCUUUACUCUCUCGCCACACAGUCCUCUGUCCUCCGGUGCUGAGCCUCUGAAGCUCAUGAAGGUCAAAGAGCUGUGGUGUGGCAAUGGCUCUGGGUAUAUGAAGUACUAAUGUUCAGCAGAAAAAAACUUCAGAGGGGGGAUAGGUGAAGAAGUUCUCAUUAAAGUGAUGGCUUUUAAACAACA
This is a messenger RNA of Nannospalax galili (Upper Galilee mountains blind mole rat), 3120 nucleotides long. It is a transcript of the gene Zpr1, whose product is annotated as ZPR1 zinc finger. Gene Ontology annotation, molecular function: translation initiation factor binding; zinc ion binding. Gene Ontology annotation, biological process: axon development; positive regulation of protein import into nucleus; positive regulation of gene expression. The record is from RefSeq and is a predicted model, not a curated record. NCBI's taxonomy places the organism in Eukaryota, Metazoa, Chordata, Mammalia, Rodentia, Spalacidae. The coding region runs from base 1289 to 2668 and encodes 459 amino acids. Gene Ontology annotation, cellular component: nucleus; axon; cytoplasm. The transcript has 14 exons.